AUUAACUCGUGUGAAAAGUAAAUUAUGGUUAUCAAAAUGAAAUUUUGUGAAAACGCAUUGUUGUAUGGAUGGAGAUCAAAAGUUUCAAGUCUUCUUUUGCAAUUGAAACGUUAAAGUUUGCAGCACAUUCUGAUAACGUCUGCGGAUACUUUUGGUUAUGGUGUUCAAUCAAUCGUUCAUCGCAUAUAAAUACAACCUGAACGCUGUGUUGGGAAGUUAGUUUGAAUGUGAUUUUAAAGAAGCUUUGACAUCCUUCACUAUUUAGACAAUCAAUUCGAUUUUUUUUUUCCAAAUAUUUAUCAACUUUUUUGAUCAGCAAUCUAAAAACAGUCAUACGAAUCUACGUCUAACAUUGGGAAUAAUUGGUGUAUUUGUUAAAAAUGAGCUCAUUCAGUGGAAAUAAAAUGGACGAAAUUUAUCGCGGUGACGAUAAAUGGACAUUUCCACUCAUUCAGAACCACAUCGCUCUUUUUCAGUUGCCAAUUCCACACGAUCCGAAUAAAUUGUUAGAGCCAUCCAUCGGAAAACCAAAAUGGGACGGUGAUCAUGUUCGGAUGCCGUGCGACCAAAACAAUGUGUACCAUACGCUCAAUUUUUGGGGACAAAAAACCGUGACCAAUUCACAAUGGGACCGCAUCAAAACAUCACUGCAGAGGAAACAUUCUAGCAGUGAAAAUCUGGAAUAUGCCAUCUUAACGUAUAACCAGGACAUUAAACAUCAGCGAUUCAAAACAUUGCACGCAUUUUUCAAAAAACUUGAUGAGAACGAAUCCAAAUCAUUUUUCAAUCAAACAUUGCCAAAGAUGAUCGAACUGGCAUUGCAGCUGCCUGAAAUUAUUAAAUGUGCUAUUCCACUGUUGAAGCAUGGUCGAAACCAAUCGAUAUCGUUGAGCCAAAAGCAAAUCGCAUGCUUAUUGGCGAACGCUUUUCUGUGUACAUUUCCGUGCCGCAAUGAAUACCGUAGUGGAGAGUAUCGAAGGUACUCGUCAAUAAAUUUUAGUGAAUUGUUUACGGCCGAUGGUAAUCAAGCGAUCGAGAAGAUAAGGUGUAUCUACAAUUACUUUCGACGAGUGUGUUCACAGAUGCCCACUGGUGUUGUGACAUUCACACGGCGCUCAAUACCAGAUGCAGAGCUUCCACCAUGGGGUCAGAUUGAGAAGACGUUUUUUGACACACUACUGCACGUGGCGAAGGAUGGUAAAAUUGAGGAUAGUGGUAAAGGUCUAUUGCAGGUUGACUUUGCGAAUAAGUUUGUGGGCGGUGGCACGCUCGGCCGUGGCUGCGUUCAAGAAGAAAUUUUGUUCGUGAUUUAUCCCGAACUGAUAUGCAGUCGACUGUUUACUGAAUGCUUGGGCGACAACGAAUGCAUGAUUAUUGCUGGCUGCGAAAGAUUUAGCAACUAUAAAGGCUAUGCGUCGACAUUUGAAUGGACUGACGACUACUUUGAUGAAACGCCACAUGAUUUGUUUCGACGCAAAAGGUGUGCAAUUGUCGCGAUUGACGCCAAACAAUUUUCAAAUAAAGCGCAACAGUAUCAAGAGGAAAUGCUAAAGCGUGAAUUGAAUAAGGCAUUCAUUGGUUUUAAAUACGAUAUGCCGGGUCGAGCUCCAGGUGUGGCCACAGGCAAAUGGGGUUGUGGUAUUUUCGGAGGUGAUAAACACCUCAAGUCGCUACUUCAGUUGAUGGCAUGCUGCAUCACAGAUCGUCCACUCGUGUAUUACACAUUCGGCGACGAUCAGGAUCGAAGCGACUUGCUAUUGAUUCACGAAUUCUUGGUAAAGCGAGGAGUGAAAAUUGGUGAUUUGUUCACAUGUCUAUGCCAUUACAAUGAAAAUGGCGCCGAAGCUCACUUGUAUCGAUUCAUCAUCGAAUACUUUACCACUCAGUAAGCUCAUUUGGAAUUUUGAACGUCAAACUGAAACUAUGAAUCAGGCGCCAAUGAUCAAUCAUCGACACCAGGCGAGAACGAUCAAUCUUCGACACCACCGACCGAGGAUUGUGACGAUGAUGACAUUGGAAAUAGUGUCGACAAUGGAGAAGAAAUGCAAGAGUAAUUCUGAAAUCCAAGUUUCGGCUAACAAAAUAUGACGUGCAAAUAUAUGACCAAUAAACGGGAGAGGAUAAUAAAAUCCAUGUGAUAGGAACGAGAUUGGUAUUUUAUUGCAUGACUUGAUCACUUUAAAAAUUUCGCGGACAUUGUCUUAUUUGCUAAAUAAAUGCCAAAAAUUGUAACCACUUGCUCCACUUUACACGUUUUAUUGGUCUUAUUGAUCUUAUCGCGAUUCACGGGCAUCUUUU
This is a messenger RNA of Sitodiplosis mosellana (orange wheat blossom midge), 2298 nucleotides long. RefSeq names its product poly(ADP-ribose) glycohydrolase-like. The record is from RefSeq and is a predicted model, not a curated record. Gene Ontology annotation, molecular function: poly(ADP-ribose) glycohydrolase activity. Bases 381 to 1889 code for a protein of 502 amino acids. Gene Ontology annotation, cellular component: nucleus; cytoplasm. NCBI's taxonomy places the organism in Eukaryota, Metazoa, Arthropoda, Insecta, Diptera, Cecidomyiidae. Gene Ontology annotation, biological process: carbohydrate metabolic process; nucleotide-sugar metabolic process; ATP generation from poly-ADP-D-ribose. The transcript has 7 exons.